Messenger RNA from Vombatus ursinus (common wombat), 1794 nucleotides. Its product is annotated as cytochrome P450 3A4-like. Gene Ontology annotation, molecular function: iron ion binding; oxidoreductase activity, acting on paired donors, with incorporation or reduction of molecular oxygen, reduced flavin or flavoprotein as one donor, and incorporation of one atom of oxygen; heme binding. Gene Ontology annotation, biological process: steroid metabolic process; oxidative demethylation. The record is from RefSeq and is a predicted model, not a curated record. The transcript has 14 exons. NCBI's taxonomy places the organism in Eukaryota, Metazoa, Chordata, Mammalia, Diprotodontia, Vombatidae.
ACGAUGAACAUCAUCCGAAGCUUAAGUGCUGGAACCUGGGCACUACUUGUUCUCUUCCUGACUCUCUUGUUUCUAUACGGGACCUGGACACACAAGCUCUUUAAGGACGUGGGAAUUCUGGGACCAGCACCUCUUCCUUUCCUUGGAAAUGUUCUUUAUUACUGCAAAGGUUUUGUAGAUUUUGACAUAACUUGUUUUAAAAAAUAUGGGAAAACCUGGGGGUUUUUUGAUGGCAGACAACCAGUACUGGCCAUCAUGGACCCAGAGACUAUCAAAUCAGUGUUGGUAAAAGAGUGCUAUUCUGUCUUCACCAAUCAUUGGAAUGUUGGUCCAGCAGGGAUUUUGGAAACUGCUAUCUCAAUUGCUAAAGAUGAACAUUGGAAGAGGAUUUGAAUAGUGUUGUCUCCCACAUUUACAAGUGGAAAACUCAAGGAGAUGUUUCCCAUCAUUAACCAACAUGGAAAUGUGUUAGUGAAGAACAUGCAGAAAGAAGCAGAGAAAAACAAACCUGUAACUCUGAGAGACAUUUUGGGGGCCUACAGCAUGGAUGUGAUCACCAGCACUUCAUUUACUGUCCAUGUUGAUUCCUUGAAUAACAAGAAUGAUCCUUUUAUCAGAGAAAUCAGGAAAUUAAUAAAUGGAUUUAGUAUUCUGGACCCACUCAGACUUGCAAUAGCACUUUUUCCAUUCCUUGUUCCUUUGUUAAAAACAUUGGACAUAACUUUAUUUCCAAAAGAAGCAACAGAUUUCUUAGCAAAAUCAGUUAAAAAAAUAAAGGAAGAAUGAAAGAAUAAUUCACAGAAGUACCAGGUAGAUUUCCUUCAGCUUUUGAUUGAUUCUCAGACUUCUAACAAUUCAGAGACGCACUCUCACAAAGAUAACUUGGGCAUGAGGAUCUGAGUGAUUCUGGCCCAAUCCAUUAUCUUUAUUCUUGGUGGCUACAGAAUCACCACUUCAGUCCUUUCUUUCCUUUUUUAUAACCUGGCCACUCACCCUGAGAUCCAGCAGAAACUUCAGGAGGAGAUAGAUGCAGUUUUGCCCAACAAGGAAGCAGUCACAUAUGAUGCCCUGGUACAGAUGGAGUACCUAGACAUGGUGACACAUGCAAACCUCAGGAUGUUCCCCAUAGCUGUCAGGAUUGAAAGGGUUGCUAAGAAAACUGUUGAGCUCAAUGGACUGAGGAUUCCCAAAGGCACAGUGGUGAUGGCCCCAUGUUAUGUCCUUCAUCGUGACCCAGAAUACUGGCCAGAGCCAGAGGAGUUCUGCCCUGAAAGAUUCAGCAAGGAAAACAAGGAGAGAAAGAACCCCUAUGUGUACCUGCCCUUUGGUGCUGGUCCCCGAAACUGCAUUGGGAAGAGGUUUGCAAUUACGGGUGUGAAAGUUGCGAUGUGUCGACUACUGCAGGAAUUUUCCUUCAGAAUUUGCAAAGAGACACAGGUUCCUCUGAAGCUGGGCAAGCAGCCAUUCCUUACACCAUCUGUACCCAUGGUCCUGAAGGUUGUACCAAGGACAAAGAAGACUUUGAGGAGCCAAGAUGGUGGAGUAAGCAGUAUGUCACUCUUACCCUCCUUUGAUGACCUUGAAGGACUCAGGAAAUACUGCCCCAGGAGGAAUCCUGGAAGAGUGGAGCCAGAAGAGAGAUGGGAAGCAAUAGUCUUUUGGCUUAUGAGGCUGGGGGGGGGAUUGAUGGGAGGGGUCCCUCUUGCUGUGGCUGAAGGGGAUAAGUACAGGCCAGGAGGUGUCCCAGCAAACCAGUGGCAAGCCCCACCUCAGUGGACCAGUAAGAGAUCCUGA